GCUUCUACAGCGCUCGUUGCUCGUUUGACAGCAUGUGUUACCGGAGAGAAGCUGUUUCAUCCUGACUGAUUUCAAUCUGGAGCAGCAGAGCAGAAAGAGGCGUACAUAUGAAAAAAUGGAUGAAUAUGAAUGUACAUUAAAGCUGGUUGUCAUCUAGUCGUAAGGCAUCGGUAGCAAAACAAAUCUGUGCAGGCAUGUUUUAAAUCAGCGUUAUCAUUACUGCGGUUGCAAGAUUGUGCGCGGUGGGAAGGAGUGAUACAGCAUCUUUAGAGUGGGCAGCAUCCAUACGGGCAUCAGGACAAAAUGGCUGACAAGAGUGACCUAAAAGCUGAGCUGGAGCGCAAGAAACAGCGCCUAGCUCAAAUCAGGGAGGAGAAAAAGAGAAAGGAGGAGGAGAAGAAGAAGAAAGAGUCAGAAACGCAGCAGAAAGCAGAGAUUGCUCCUGAAGACUCUGAUUUGGACCGCAAGCGUCGUGAAACUGAGGCACUUCUCCAGAGUAUUGGAAUCUCCCCUGAGCCUCCGUUAGUCCCAACGCAAAUGUCCCCUUCAAAGUCAAUGAGCACGCCGAGUGAGACGGGCAGUCAGGACUCAGUGGAUGGUGCCACUGCAGGCAGAUAUAGGGCAGGUGGCAUUAGUAAGUACAAAUCAGACACAGCCAAUGAGAGGACCCUGCAGUGGGACACUGACCCCUCUGUUCUGCAGCUGCAGGCUGACUCUGAGCUCGGACGCAGGAUGCACAGGCUGGGGGCAUCUAAGAUAACCCAGGUGGAUUUUUUGCCCAGAGAGGUGGUCUCUUACUCUAAAGAGACACAGACUCCUCUAGCAGCUCAUCAGUCUGAAGAAGAAGAAGAGGAGGAUGAAGAUAAUACAGAGCCCAAAGCAGGCCUGGAGGAUGACCAGAAAGAGGAUGAGGAAGGCAAGGACACAAAGGAAGGCCACCCGAGGGAGCUGACGGAGGAGGAGAAGCAGCAGGUCCUGCACUCUGAGGAGUUUUUGAUCUUUUUUGACCGCAGUAUUCGUGUGAUGGAGCGAGCGCUCGCUGAAGACUCCAACAUCUUCUUUGACUACAGCGGCCGAGACCUCGAGGAUAAAGAGGGAGACCUGCAGGGGGGGUCGAGUCUGUCCUUCAGUCGUCUGUUCUAUGAUGAGCAUUGGUCUAAGCAUCGGGUCAUCACCUGUCUGGACUGGUCCCCUCAGUACCCAGAGCUGUUGGUGGCCUCCUAUAACAACAACGAGGACGCCCCUCAUGAGCCAGACGGUGUGGCCUUAGUGUGGAAUAUGAAAUUCAAGAAGGCCACGCCUGAGUACAUCUACCACUGUCAGUCCCCUGUUGUGUCUGUGGGCUUCGCCCGGUUUCAUCCUAAUCUGCUGGUGGGUGGCACAUACUCGGGGCAGAUCGUGCUCUGGGACAACCGCAGCCACCGGAGGACCCCGGUCCAGAGGACGCCCCUCUCCGCAGCUGCACACACUCAUCCAGUGUACUGUGUAAAUGUUGUUGGGACCCAGAACGCUAACAACCUGAUCACAGUGUCCACAGAUGGCAGGAUGUGCUCCUGGAGCCUGGACAUGCUCUCCCAGCCACAGGAGAGCAUGGAGCUGGUAUAUAACAAGUCUAAACCAGUAGCUGUGACUGGGAUGGCCUUUCCUGCAGGAGACGUUAAUAAUUUUGUGGUGGGCAGUGAAGAGGGAACAGUGUACACAGCAUCCAGACAUGGCAGUAAAGCUGGCAUCUGUGAGAUGUUUGAGGGCCACCAGGGGCCAGUAACUGGCAUCAGCUGUCACAGUGCUGUGGGCCCUGUGGACUUUUCCCACAUCUUUGUCACCUCGUCCUUCGACUGGACUGUCAAACUGUGGAGCACUAAGCACAAUAAGCCGCUGUACUCCUUUGAGGACAAUGCUGAUUAUGUGUAUGAUGUCAUGUGGUCUCCGGUGCACCCUGCGCUUUUUGCUGCGGUGGACGGGAUGGGCCGUCUGGACCUGUGGAACCUCAGCAAUGAUACUGAGGUCCCCACAGCCAGCGUGACCAUUGAGGGAGCUCCUGCGCUGAACAGGGUUCGCUGGGCCUCUGGAGGAAAAGAGGUGGCUGUAGGAGACUCAGAGGGCCGUUUGUGGAUCUAUGAUGUUGGAGAGCUGGCAGCGACGCACAGCGAGGACUGGGCACGCUUCGCCCGCACGCUGGUGGAGAUCCGCGCCAACCGGGCUGACGGUGAGGAGGAGGGGCCAGUGGAGCUGGCCUCAUAGAGUCACAGUCUCAGAGCAUCUGACCAACACUGUCCUGAAGCCACAUUCAGCCCAGCUUGACUCACCUAGAUACCGAUCAGCAUGCAUAUUAGAGCUUUGAUUGAGCCUGAAAUUUUGAUGGGAACCCAAAUGUAACCCCAGUCCAAACUGACCCACAGCCACACCUCCAGGUUUUGAACCUGAGUCAGAUUAUAGCUCAACCAAUUCUCUAGUCCCAGUCUCAACACAGCCACCACCAAGAGACGGCAUAAAACUCGACACUCCAACCAGAGUUCCCACGCUCCUGGAAAACCUGUAAAAGUCAGUGACUUUUAAAAUCUCAGUCUCAAGGCCUGGACACAGGGGUGAAUGAUAUGGCAGAAAUCUAACAUCACGAUACUUUUCACAAUAAGCGAUAUGCAUCAUGAUAUUUACUGUUUGAGGUUUGAUAAGUUGGAACAGAUAAAGCUACUGUAGUGCUAUAUUUAAAAAAUGCUAUCAAAAGCUAUUUACACAAUGAGUUUUAUUCAGUGUUUCACAUACUGUAUUGCACUAAACACAUUUUCUACCGCCAUCAUAAUUAUGAAUUUUAUUUCUUUUAUUUAGUGUGCAUGAUACAAAAACCUAAUUUCUUAAAUAUGUUUACAAUGAGGGUUUCUAGUAAAGACACCUUUAAGUGUACUCAUUUCCUCAGUGUAACAUGCUUGAUGACUUGUUGUGAAAAGUGGUAAUGGAAGUCUUGAAAUGGCCUCAAGGCAAAAGCCACCAAACACUAUGACAGUGUUUAUGUAAGUAAGAUGAAAAACGAAACAGGGAGAUAUACUAAACCCAUUAAAAGGUGGGAGACACGUUAUUAGAAACUCAAAUGUGAAAUAUGAAUCUGAGAAACAUGAAAAAUAAUGUGCCCAAACCCAAAGGUUUAGACGAAUAUUUGAAGCUCUAAUGUGCAUCUACACGGCUCUGAUCAUUUUGGUUUUGUUCCUCACAGACUCAUUAUAGAGCAUAGAUUAGGGUUAGCAGAAGCACCUUGCUUUAUAAUUAUGUUGUGCAAAAGUCUACUGUAAUUUGCAUUGUUGUUUCAGUUGACGUGAGCAAUCACAGAUCACUGUUUUAGCUAUUUAUUUUUAGGAUUCAUGUCCAAUUUAUAUCUGUUUCACUGAAAAAGGCCUAGUUUGAGCUUUGGAUGAUAAAUGUGAGGUGAGAAAGUUCAUAUGCUGCUAUGAGGGUUCGUAAUGAAGGCCAAAGAGGGCAGGAUCCUUUGCACAGGCUAAUAUUUGCUGUGUUUGUGCUGUGUGUGUGUGUGUGUGUGUGUGUGUGUGGGUCGGUGUAUAUAUAUUUUUGUAUUUAACUCCUGCAUGAAGCACAGUAAUGGAGCGAGUCUUACAGGCAUUAUGUGAUUGUGUCAGCUAUAGUAUUUAUAACUGCUAAAGGUUUAAUGUCAAAAUCUUGUAUGUCAGAGAUGUUUUGUCGGUCAAUUAAAAAGUGUAUUGUGCUUAUCAAAUGAAAGGGUUUAAUUUCACAUUUAAUCUAUACAGCGUGCUGAUGGAAAGCUCAGAUCCUGUUGCUAUGUAUGAGAAGUGUGCCCAGUGGUUACAUGCUAUUUCAUGCAUCAACUAAUAAAAUGACAUAUGCUUCCAACCAUA
Messenger RNA from Colossoma macropomum (tambaqui), 3863 nucleotides. It is a transcript of the gene dync1i1a, whose product is annotated as cytoplasmic dynein 1 intermediate chain 1. Gene Ontology annotation, cellular component: cytoplasmic dynein complex. The record is from RefSeq and is a predicted model, not a curated record. Gene Ontology annotation, biological process: transport along microtubule. Gene Ontology annotation, molecular function: dynein heavy chain binding; dynein light chain binding. NCBI's taxonomy places the organism in Eukaryota, Metazoa, Chordata, Actinopteri, Characiformes, Serrasalmidae. The transcript is spliced from 19 exons. Bases 304 to 2241 code for a protein of 645 amino acids.